GUUGUGUUGAAUGUGGUGCCCAAUAAGGUGCCAAUUUUUUACUUGACCAUCACAAAAUUGGCAAAAUUACAUCAUAAUAAACAUGUAUGUCUUGGUCUAACAUGUUUGGUGUACUACUAUUUGCAUCUUUUUUUGCUGGUGUACUGUCUCUGAAUUGCUUAUGUGCAAACGGUGUAUUUUGUUUCAAUAACCCUACAACAGUGUGUUCUGGGGGAAGAAUGUGCUUUGCUGCGGAAGUUAGGACAAGUAAUGGUUCAAUAUUAGUCAGGAAAGGAUGCCAGGAUUCUCAGCUUUGUUAUUCCUUUUCCGGAUUUUACGGUUGUAAAGCUUUACCCACCGAGACGUGCCUUAAGUAUGGAUGCUGUUCUACCGACUUAUGCAAAGUUAACUACACUCUCUUCCCGGCAAAUUCUUCGUCCCCAAGCCCCAGCCUCAGUCCCACGACGAUGUUGCCAGCAUCCACUUUCGCCUUCGAGCACUCGUCGUCACAAGUUUUUUCGACGCAUGCGCAGGAGGCAACCAAAUCAGCUGAAGACCCACGUCCGCCGUGCAAAGAUUCUUCCGCGAGCAAGCGCAGUCUGAAUAUACUGGUUCUCAUUGCAGUUCUUUGUUGUUGUAUGUAUUAAAAGCGUGUGUCUUCGUUUCUUCUCAUAAUUUUGUUGAAAAGACACGGUUAUCGCUUGUGAAUUUUUUGUUGAAAGAAAGGUUGUAUUUAGUAAUAGGGAUAUACGAGAUGUAUGAGAUGUAGCGAUUCACUUCGAGAUAUUCAUUUGUCAGUAUUUAUAGCAGAAUAGUAUUUUUAUUGAUGAAUAUGGUGUAACUAAUGCGUAAGGUGUUGACGUUAAAUGUUUUGUUCGACUGGUUU
Molecule: messenger RNA, 865 nt
Organism: Xenia sp. Carnegie-2017
Lineage: Eukaryota; Metazoa; Cnidaria; Anthozoa; Malacalcyonacea; Xeniidae
Product: CD59 glycoprotein-like
Exons: 4
Coding region: 87-626 (179 amino acids)
Source: RefSeq, a predicted model, not a curated record